Pleurotus ostreatus (oyster mushroom) is the source of this 2232-nucleotide messenger RNA. RefSeq lists its product as uncharacterized. NCBI's taxonomy places the organism in Eukaryota, Fungi, Basidiomycota, Agaricomycetes, Agaricales, Pleurotaceae. The coding region runs from base 1 to 2232 and encodes 743 amino acids. The transcript has 5 exons. The record is from RefSeq and is a predicted model, not a curated record.
AUGUCAGUCGAGGCGACACCACGGACGCUAUGGGAGCGGAGCCUCAUGGGCUGCGCAUGCCAUAUAGGGGAACUCAGUUGCGACUCAUGCGAGGCCUAUCUCUAUCAUGUCUCCACUGGCUGGGGAGCGAAUGAAAAAGGGCUACGAGAUAUCGUCAAAACUAACAAUAAUGCACCUCUGCUGCAGGCUCAGCUGUCUGAAAUGGAGACGAAAUUCUCCUCUCUUCAACCAUCCAUCGCCCGCAUAGCUGAUCUCGAAGAUCAAAUCCGCCGCCUCACCGAUGAGAGAGAUAUAGCGACGAGAUUGGUGAGCCACCUCGAAGCCAAGAUAUCAAUGACGGAGAAAGAGUCUCCAACGGAAUCGGGCCAUCUUGACCAAAUCCGCCUCUUAACUACCGAAAGAGAUAGAGUAGUGAAAUCGCUCAACGAACAGACGGAGCUCCUCAGAGUCCAGACCUCGGUGAGCGAGGCCUCGGAUGCUCGGUGCUCAAGCUUGGCAGCGGCGAAUGGUCUUUUGAUCCAAGAGAAACACAAUCGCGAUACGGAGAUUUCGCAACUACGAAAUGAGAUUGACGUACUUGUCUUGAAGAACAAGGAAAUUUUGAAUGCCCACAACAAAGUCUUGCAGGACGAGCGGUCGCUCACUGCUGAUUUGAGGGAAACCAUACGGUUCGUGGAAUACUCCCCAUUGCUAGACACGAUCCGUGAAAGUAACCCUUUCAGGCAUCUGCAAAAGGUAGGUCAAUUGGAGGUCAAGUCGACGACUGAUGGCCAUCAUGGCAUCGACAAGGACGUCCGCAUCGAGGAAUCGGGAGGCCAAUCGAAUCUUGAUAACGCGACCGAUUGCAAUGACGAUCGCUACGAAGAGAGGACCGUUGGCGCGCUGGACGCGUCUCACCACAACAACACCCAUAGUCGCGACCACCACCACGACCUGGACGACACCGAUAGCGGGGGUAACCCCAGAAAGCGCCCAAGGUAUUCGUCGGCAGAACUACGCGACACUCAUGGGAAGGAGCCCGCUCUCGGUGACUUCAACAUGCACGCAACACCACCGCCUUCUCCUCUUCCAAUGGGCCCAAUUAUUGACUAUCCAAUGCGUUCGUUUUCGCCAGCUCCGACUCCAGAUCCGCGGUUACCCAAAAUCAAUCCUAUUGCCCGUCCCCAAAUUGACCCUCUCAACUCUGAGUGGCGCAUUCCGCCUAGCUGGGUUCCUGCGAACGCGCACGUAUCUGUAGUCGAUGGCAAAUGGCGGGCCGGCUCUGAUAAAGAAGACGCAUUGCGGAACGAGGCACUUCAUUUACCACCUCCAGCUCUUGAACCCCCUUUCGGUACAGGAUUUCCUCAGAAUAUCGAUCAAGUCAAGCAAUAUAUGGAGCUAGCAAGUCAGCCAAAUCAAGAACGCGCGUUAGCUUACGUUCUUUCUUGGGUAAAAGCCACGGAGAAGAUACAUCCAUCCCAGUAUUUCUCUUGGAUGUCCUACCUGCGCCAGAAUUGGCGGCAGCCACAAUGGAUCAAGGAUAAACAUCCGGACACUGUACGAAGCCGGCGCCCAGGUUCUGGACAUGUCAAACGUCGUCGACAAAAUAAUAAGGUUGUCCCCGUUAGUCGUCCCCGCUGGGAUGCCCCACUUGAAGAUUGGGGGCACUAUUUCUGGUCAUCGCCUAAGACGGUCCGUUUCACAGACGGCCUUCGGUUGCCCAACAACAACAACGGCAUCAAACUUCGUCAAGUUCGCGGCUAUGUCAUGGUCGCUUCUCGUGCGCCGUUUGAAGCCACUGAGAGGCAAAUAUGGCACCGAGCCUGUGCAGAGCUCUUGGCCUUUCCAAGGCGAUACGAGGACUAUGUCUUGAACGGGUUAUCUAUUUCGAAUGGAAGGAUAAUGCAACCAGCGAAGGUGACGAAGAAAUAUACAGACGAGUCGGCCGCCCACGAGCUUGCGCGCCAAGGAGUCACGGUUGACGAAGUCCAUGAUGCUCAGCCGUACGGCUUCUUUUGGCUCCUCGACAACAGGUUUCACGCUGAGAUGGGUCAGGGGAUCAAGGAGCUUGUGAAGGCCAUCAAUGAAAUUCCCAAACACGACAUUGAUGCAGUUCCUCGAUUUGAACCACAAGUCUACCCGGAACCAUCGAAAGUCCUGAUCAGCGACUAUAACCCGACAGAAGCGUCUUCGUCUCGCAGAUCCAUGUCGCAACCAUCAGAUGAUGGAGGGGAUGACUAUGAUUUUUAUUGA